GCCCGCCGCCCCGGGUCGCUAGCCCGGCCCAUCCUCGCCUGCCCCCGGCCGCCUAGCGUUCCCUGGCCGAUUCCCCCUUGCGGGCCGGGCCUGGGCCAAGAGUUGGCGGGGUGGGCCCGCGCCCGCUCGGAAGUUGGAGUCUUUGUGCUCGCGCCCCGCCCCACCCGGCGAGGGGAGGAGGGAAGGGAGCGGAGGCCGCGCCGGGGAGGCCUGGGCGGGCUCGGUCCCGGCUCCAGCCCCGGCUUCUUCCAGCUCUCCUGCCCGACCCAGCUGGGUCUGCGGGCUCCCCGAGGUGCGCAGAACUGGCCCUGCCUCGCUCCCCCCGGGCUUGAGCGCCGCCGCGGCCCCCGCCGCUGCCGUUCCUGGGCUCCUUGCGCACCUUGGGGCUCAGAGAGGAGCAACAACCGGUCCUCGAGCUGGGGCAGUGUUCCGCAAUUCACGCAGCCCUCUGUGUGCAGCCGAGCUUUAGUUUGUCCCUCCGUAAAAUUUGGGAAAGAAAGUCGCCUCGCAGCAUGUUUGUGGAUUUAGGAAACUAAUACGUGAGAGAAGUGUUUAAUACCAACAGGUGAGCCCUAUUCCCAAAGGCAGCUGGUGCUGACCCUGUAACCCAAAAGAGGAAAUUGAAGGCUGGUGGCCACCAUGUCCUUGAAGAUCCAGACAAGCAAUGUAACCAACAAGAAUGACCCCAAGUCUAUCAAUUCUCGAGUCUUCAUCGGAAACCUCAACACAGCUGUGGUGAAGAAGUCAGAUGUAGAGACCAUCUUCUCCAAGUAUGGCCGUGUAGCCGGCUGUUCUGUGCACAAAGGUUAUGCCUUUGUCCAGUAUGCCAACGAGCGUCAUGCCCGGGCAGCUGUGCUGGGAGAGAAUGGGCGGGUGCUGGCCGGGCAGACCCUGGAUAUCAACAUGGCUGGAGAGCCCAAGCCCAACAGACCCAAGGGACUAAAGAGAGCAGCAUCCGCCAUAUACAGUGGCUACAGCUUUGACUAUGAUUACUACCGGGACGACUUCUACGACAGGCUCUUCGACUAUCGGGGCCGCCUGUCACCUGUGCCAGUGCCCAGGGCAGUCCCUGUGAAGCGACCCCGGGUCACAGUCCCCUUGGUCCGGCGUGUCAAAACCACCAUACCUGUCAAGCUCUUUGCCCGCUCCACAGCCAUUACCACCAGCUCAGCCAAGAUCAAGUUAAAGAGCAGUGAACUGCAGACCAUCAAGACAGAGCUGACGCAGAUCAAGUCCAACAUCGAUGCUCUGCUGGGCCGCUUGGAGCAGAUUGCCGAGGAGCAGAAGGCCAACCCAGAUGGCAAGAAGAAGGGUGACAGCGGAAGUGGCAGUGCCAGUGGUGGGGGCAGUAGUGGUGGCAGCAGCCGGCCACCAGCCCCCCAAGAGGACACGGCUUCUGAGGCAGGCACGCCCCAGGGAGAAGCACAGGCUCGAGACGACGGCGAUGAGGAGGGGCUGCUGACACACAGCGAGGAAGAGCUGCCUGACAGGAGCAACGGCCAGCGGCAGGAGAAGGGCGUGCACUGUAUCAGGCCUCAUGUUGGGCACCCACCCCUGGAUACCACCCCCAGCGGGUCCCAGGAGAGCUGGCAGCAGGCACCUCCUCCCCCACACGUCCCAGCCACUGCCACAUCCUCUGCAGGUGCAGUUAUCGGCCUCCCCUCCCCACGCACCCUCCCUGUUGGCACCACCCAGGCCAGAGGACAGAGGUUUCCCUACACUCUACCUCCCCUCCCAGGACACUCCCAGGCUUGGGGUUUUUCUAUAGGUUUGGAGAGGGGAGGGUCACGGGAGGGUACCCUGACAAUAAAGAGAUUGGAUCCCAACUUGCUCUGAGAUGGGAUGGUUUGUAUUUAUUUUCUUAAGGUAUCCUAGUCCUCCUGCCCAGCCAGAGUCUGGUCUAGUCUGCUUCAUGCCAAGAGUCUAGUCUGGUUUGCUUUACCCUGUUCUUUUUCCUCUUUCACUUCUCCCGGUUAGGGAGCAUUGUCUCGGGUGCAUACUGCUGGGCUGUCUAGGCCUUAGUUUCCACAGCUAAAAUGGGAAUAGAAAUGGCUAGUAGGGUUCUUGGGGGAGGGUCAGAUGUCCCAGUGCCGAAGAGAAUACUUUGGUGGCUGAAGUGCCAAGCAGUUAUGAGCUACUUGGUUAGGCAGUGGUAGGUUCAGGUCUUAGCUUCUCAUUUAGUCUGGUCUUUCCCAGCUUUAAGAUGAUUCUGGAAACUGCCUCGUCCUCUCUUCUCUGUCCUAGUUUAGGAUGCUGUGUUUUUUCACUUGGGCUCUGUCCUCUCACCAGCUUCCCAGUCUCUGGCUUCUCCCUGCCCCAUUUCCCACUAGCCACUAUGGUGCUUUUUCUGAGUCGUGUCCCUUCCCUGUAAAACCCUUAUCUGACAGCUCACCGAUGGGACAAAACUCCCAACUCCUGUACAUGAUCCUGUAUACUUUGGCCUCUCCUGUCUUUUGUCACCUGCCCCACACAAAACAAGUCCUUCCCUCUCAUAGGCAGCAAGACUUAGAGCCUCACUCCCAUUAACCUCAAGCAGUAGGAAGUUGGCAUCAGGAUACCUGUGGCUUCCCUGUACCUAUUCUGGGCUUCCUGUCUAGAUGUUUGCUUUGUUCUCUGACAACUGACAAUGUUCCUUCAAAUUUCCACUUCUGUCCUAAUUUUACUCCACAAGUUGACGAAUUUCCCUGCGUUCAAAUUCCUAGGAGAGGAUCACCUGCCACAGCGGAUCUUUUUGAUUCACUCAUAGGUUAUAUAAGUACCCUCCCCAGUCCUGUGAACCUGGUGACAAAGGUGUGGUCAGUUAGUCUGGUCUCUCUGGUGUGGGGCUUUGGUGGGCAGACACCCAGAAGCGUGCUUUGCUCCUGGUCUGGCACGUACUCUUGCUCCUUUCUCCAUCUGAGAGAUACCCACUCAUUAUUAAGCUGCUGUUCCAGUGUCAGGCACCUCUGAGAAGUCUUUCUUCUCAGCUUACUGUUCAUUCUCUCUUCUAGACAAACUUUCCCAACACCGAGAAUUCGGUCCCAUCAUCAGAAAGGGGUUUGGGCUCUCCAGUCGUCUUUACAUGUUCCUCAGAGUGUCAGGCCUGCUGGAAUUCUUAUUGAAAAUCCCAUUUCAGACCAACUGUUCUACAGCAGUCUCCAUCAAACUUUCCCCAGACUUUGGCCCCAGGUUUUGGUGGAGGCUAGAGGCUGGGCUCGAGACAGUGCUCAAGCUAGGCCACCCUGGGUGUGGAAUCACCCAGGGGAGUUUUUGUUGUCUCGUGUCUCCCUCCCUGGGCAGCCCCUCCUGCCUGUCAUUGGCCGGCUAGCAGUCUGAAGCCUGAGUGUGGCUCUGCAUUCCCAAGCUGUGCAGGGGGCUGAUUAACCCGCCCUUGAGGCAGCCCAAGUUCUGGACCCACAGCUGAGCCAAAUGCCCCCAUCCUCGCUUAGCCAUUGCCUCAUAAUGUGAUGUGGAGCAAAGUUUCUGCCUUUUUGGAGCUUUAGCUCCACAAGUGGGCUCACAGUCCCCAUAGGUGUGCCUGUCAGGGACCCUGGGCAGCAGGGGGAGAGAGGGUAGAGGCUGAGGCCUUAGUGGACUUAACACUGAGGGCUGGCACCGUGUUCCUGAGUCUCCAGAGCCUAGUGCUCUGUGCCCAUUGCAUUGUAAUAACAUUUUCGGAUUCUAUGCGGCCAUACUCAAUAGUGACUGAGGCACUCACUUUUCAGGUUUGGGGUCAGGUAGAAUAGGAGGGGCUGUGAGCUUCUGUAGUAUGCUAGGCAGAAGAGCAGGGAAAAUCCCUUCCAGGGCAGGAAAUGUCUGCCCUACGCAGAGGCCCUGCCUAAUCACCCUAGCACCAGGACGUCUUGGACAGAUGGAGAUCCCCAUCCUGGCAUUCCACAAAAGGCCCUAAACUACUUAGCCCCUGGGAAGAUUUGAGUGGGAAAUUCACAUCCACAAAACCCUGCUGCAUACAUCUGCCCAGUCCUCUCAUUCCGUUGCUCAUCGGUUUUCAUUUAUCUGUUCAACCUCUGAAAACCAAAAGGAGAUGAUGAAGAAAUAGGAUACCAGAUUCUACCCAAAGGGCUAUGAUUCCAUAGAUAUUUUGAAGAUCUGAAGCCUCAUUUGUGAUCCUGGCAGCUGUUGAAGGAAUUAUCACAACCAGUGGUUUUACUGGCUUUCCUCCCUGUACUGCUGCCAAUAAAGUUUGUGAUGUAGGGCGAGUCUUAUUCCUUGCUAGGUCUUCCGUUUCCUCAUCUGUGCAAGGAGUUGGCCUAGAUCAGGGAUAGUAAAUGGGCCUCUUAUCAUCAGUUAACUUGUAUAACAAGCCCAAAAUGUAGUGCCUUUAAUAAACAUUUAUUACCUUCUGAUUCAGUGGCUUGGAAAUUUGGGCUGCACUCAGCUGGGCAGUUCUCCUUAUCUCAUCUAGGCUAUGAUAUGGCUGAAGUGAGCUGGCAGAUUGGCUGGGGGGCCGUGGGUCCCAGAUAAUCUCACCCACUUGUUAAGGAGUUGGCUGGGUAGCAGGGCAAAUGGGCCACAUGUACCCAGAAUCUAGCAGGCAGACCAGGUAAGCUCCAGUGUACAAGUGCUCUUCCAAGUUCUUGCCCGUGGCAUGUUUGCGAGGUUCUUUUGGUCAAAGCAAGUCACAUGGCUAAGUCCAAACUCUUAAUUUGAGGAGUCUCAAAAUAUGGCCCAAUUUUGUUUUUAAUCUCUCUCAGUCCUCGUUUCAUGUGCUGACUCAGAAUGUUUUUAGUAGCAGCUGCUGGAAUGCUUUUUGAGGAUUUGGAGCAGUUUUUAGAUAGCUAGGAAAUAGUAACAUGAUUUGGGUUUUUUGUUUUGUUUUGUUUUUUGCUUUUUUUUAAUGGAUGAGGAGUUGAAAUGAGAGUACGUGAGUGUCCAUUCAGUAUUAGCCAGGCCUGGCCAGGUCAUCUCUAAUCCUAUCAGGACAUUAUACACUCUACAGUGGACCAUCUGACAAGACCACAGAAAUACGGAGUGUAAAGCUGGGCAAGAUUCUGAUCUAGCUUUCCUGGGUUUGAAUUCCAGUUCGACCAUUGAUUAACUUUGGGCAAAUAAAAAUCCCUAUAGCCAUGGCCACAUUCUUUAUAAUAAGAUUAUUCUAUAAUAACAGUAAAUAAAACUUGUGAAUAUGUGCUGUGUAAAAGGCACAUUUUACAUUUAUUUAAUCUCUAUAACCACCUUUUAGGUGGAUGUAAUAUGAACUUUGUUACAAGUUGUAGAAACUGGACUCAAAUGUGCUUAAGCAGGGGGAAGUUUACUGUUUCACCAAUUUGAAGUUCCAGAUACAGUUAUGCAGACCCAGUGGAUGCAGGGCUUCAAGAGUUGUCAUCAGGAAUGUAUUUCUUUAUUCUUCAGCUUGGUCUCCUCUCUUAGCAUUGUUCUCAGACAGGUUCUAAGUGGUGGCAGAGCAUGGCCACAGGGCCUAUGAGUGUGGACAGGGAAAGGGAAGAAUCCCCAAAAGGAAAAUAGGAGUUCUGCUGCUAGAAGAAGGGAAGUUUGGCAUGACAAAAAUAACAGGUCUUCAUUGUGCAGUUAUGUCCAUCUUACAGAUUUUAUAGAUGCGGAGGUUCUAAAACUUAGCCCCAUUGACAGCUGGUAUUUCUGUCCUCUCCCCUUUAUCUGGACUCUAAUCAGUAGGAUACAGUGAUGGUGAUGCUAGGCCAGUCUCACAGUUGUGUUAAGAACUAGUAGUUUCUACUUCUGUGUCUUGAGACCCAGCCACCAUGCUGUGAAGCCCAGGCCACAUGGAGAAGCCUGACAUGACAGCCCUAAGUUCCAGCUGAUAACCAGUAUCAGCUGUCAGACAUGAAUGAGGAAGCCUUCAGGAUGACUCUAGCCCAGCCACUGACUGAAAACCAAGACAGAACUGCCUAGCUGAGGCCUGUCAAAGUCCAGCACCAUGAAGGAUAAUAAUCAGUGAUCAUCAUUUUAAGCUAAGUUUUAGAGUGAUUUGUUAUAUAUCAGUAGAUAAUCUGAACACAGACUGAGGCUCAAAAGGUUAAGUAGUUUGCUCUACUUUAGGGGGACUGGGCUAAGAGUAUAGACUUUGUGUAACUGAGUUCCAGUGCAGGUUAUUUGCUGUAUACCUUAGACAAGUCAGUUAACCUCUCUGAGCCUCAUCUUCCUCAUCUGAAAAGUGGAAAAGAGCACACUGUUAUUAUGACAAUACCUAAUGAGUUCACUUAUCACCUAAUCCAGAUUUAGGUGAUUUUUCUCUUAAAAAAAUAACAGACCAUAAGUUUCUUCUCUCUUAUUUUUAUAUUCACCCUUUCCCAAAGUGUAUUUCAGUAU
This is a messenger RNA of Panthera uncia (snow leopard), 6288 nucleotides long. It is a transcript of the gene RALY, whose product is annotated as RALY heterogeneous nuclear ribonucleoprotein. The transcript is spliced from 9 exons. The record is from RefSeq and is a predicted model, not a curated record. Gene Ontology annotation, molecular function: RNA binding. Gene Ontology annotation, cellular component: nucleus. NCBI's taxonomy places the organism in Eukaryota, Metazoa, Chordata, Mammalia, Carnivora, Felidae. The coding region runs from base 640 to 1836 and encodes 398 amino acids.